Balaenoptera acutorostrata (minke whale) is the source of this 4421-nucleotide messenger RNA. RefSeq names its product AGBL carboxypeptidase 3 (gene AGBL3). Gene Ontology annotation, biological process: proteolysis. Lineage: Eukaryota; Metazoa; Chordata; Mammalia; Artiodactyla; Balaenopteridae. Gene Ontology annotation, molecular function: zinc ion binding; metallocarboxypeptidase activity. The record is from RefSeq and is a predicted model, not a curated record. The transcript has 20 exons.
CGAAGGGACAAACAUGGCAAACAACCGAUGUGCAGAACCUUAGGGACAAAUAGCUAGCUGUCCUGCCUCCACCCCUAAAAUUUCCCGCCAGCCCCCUGCUCUCUACCUUCCCGCCCCUCGGGAUGCCCUUUGACGCCCACUCCUCUGCUGCUAGUUCGCGUCAUCCUCCGGGAUCUCCCUUUCCUUCAGCCGAAAUCCCGCGUAGCUGGCCCGUCUGAGGUCUCGCGAGGGUGAGCCCGUUGCCCUGGUAACGAGUGCUGCGCUUCGUGGUGAAGGGCGUGGCUGCGGCUGCUAAACGGCAGCAGUAGCGUUCCUUCCAGUCGCUGGGCUGUAGGUAUCACGGGCAGGACGGCUGCUCCCGGCGCGCGGAAGGGACUACUGGCCUGGCCGUGGGACUCGAGGCGAGGGUGAGGAGGCCGAGGCGGGUCAGUGAAGUGCCGAGAGGGAAAGCCCCUGCGCGAAACGAGCGCGCCCGGAAAAGGCGCCCCUCCCUCCACUGUCGUGUCGCGAAGUGAGUGUGGGAGGAAGACUUCGCCACCAGGAAUCGUGGCUUCAUCGUCCUUCCCGCCAAGAAGGGAAGUCAUCGUUCCUGCCCCGAGACUGCCGCGGCGCCGCUGGGCGAGGCCGCGCCUGCUGUGGCCUCUCUCGCUUCUGACGUGGAAGCCUACCUACAUAAUAAAAGAAAUUUCGAGCCAAAUAUUGGAAGAGAUGUCAGAGGAUUCAGAAAAGGAAGACUAUUCAGACAGAACAAUCAGUAAAGAUGAAUCAGAUGAGGAUACCUUUAUGAAGUUUGUAAAUGAAGACAUCCAUCAGUGUGCACUUUUAACAGAUUGGACCCCUUCUAAUACUGAGCGAAUGUACAUCCCAACAGGCCUGGAUAUAGAAACCCUUUAUCCAAGCUCCAAGGAAGAUCCUGUGGUUCACCUAGCUGAAGAUGCCUACAAAGAGCCUUGUUUUGUGUAUUCCCAAGCUGGGGGCAACCGAACACCCUUGAAGCAGACUGUGAAUAACUGUGAUGAUACUUUGAUGUUUGAAGCAAGGUUUGAGAGUGGUAAUCUACAGAAGGUAGUCAAAGUGGCAGAAUAUGAAUACCAGCUGACUGUGCGCCCUGACCUGUUCACAAAUAAACACACCCAGUGGUACUAUUUCCAAGUCACUAAUACCCAAGCAGGAAUAGUCUACAGAUUCACUAUUAUCAAUUUCACCAAGCCUGCUAGUCUUUCUAAUCGGGGUAUACACCCACUGUUUUAUUCUGAAAACGAGGCCAAUGCUCAUAAUAUUGGCUGGCAGAGAAUAGGAGACCAAAUGAAGUAUUAUAGAAACAACCAGGGGCAAGAUGGGCGCCAUUAUUUCUUUCUUACAUGGACAUUUCAAUUUCCACACAAUAAAGAUACCUGCUACUUUGCUCACUGCUAUCCAUACACUUACACAAACCUGCAAGAAUACCUUUCUAGCAUCAAUAAUGACCCAGUACAGUCAAAGCUUUGUAAAAUACGUGUCUUGUGCCACACAAUUACUAGGAACAUGGUGUAUGUUUUAACGAUUACUACCCCCUUGAAGAACAGUGAGUCAAGAAAGCGAAAGGCCAUGAUUUUGACUGCAGGAGAAACCAACAGCUCUUGGAUCAUGAAGGGCUUCCUUGAUUAUAUUUUAGGAGACUCAAGUGAUGCACAGUUGCUCCGGGACACUUUCAUCUUCAAGGUGGUACCCAUGCUGAAUCCAGAUGGUGUGAUUGUGGGAAAUUAUUGGUGUUCCUUAGCUGGAUGGGAUUUAAACUGAAACUAUACAUCUCUCCUGAAGGAAUCAUUUCCUUCUGUUUGGUAUACCCGGAACAUGAUCUGUAGAUUGAUGGAGAAACGAGAGGUUAUUUUGUAUUGUGACCUUCAUGGCCAUAGUAAGAAAGAGAACAUCUUCAUGUAUGGCUGUGAUGAUAGUGAUAGAUGUAAAGCAUUAUACUAACAGCAACGAAUCUUUCCACUUAGGCUGAGCAAAAAUUGUCCAGAUAAAUUUUCAUUCUCAGCUUGCAAGUUUAAUAUUCAGAAGAGCAAAGAGGGAAUAGGAAGAGUGGUAAUGUGGAAAAUGGGCAUCAGGAACAGCUUUACCAUGGAGGCCACUGUUUGUGGAUCUACUCUGGGUAAUAAAAGAGGCACUCAUUUCAACACAAAAGACUUGGAGUCGAUGGGAUAUCAUUUUUGUGAUUCUCUCUUGGACAACUGUGAUCCAAACCGAACCAAGUAUUAUCAGUGCCUGAAAGAAUUAGAAGAGGGGCGGAAAAACAUAAACUUGGAAAAAGUCCUUGAUGAUUCAGAUACUUCUCUGAAAGAAAUUACAUUGGAUCUAGAGUCUAGUAGCCAUGGCUCUGACAGUUCAGAAUCCAAUGACUCUCAGACUGAUCUUCUCAAGUUAAGUUCUCAGAUGAAAAAACAUCUGAAAACAAAGAAGGAAAGAAACUCUACCAUAGCAAGCCAUCAGAGAAGAGCAAGAGAUGCCAGCCAGAGGGCUGGGCUUGCGUAUUUCUUAUCCUGUCUCCAGCUGCCUGUUGUUGAAGCAAAGUUCCAGGUUUGUGAAAAAGGACAUUUAGUUCAAAGACACAAAGAAUCAAAUUCUGAUGUGACAGAUACAAGGCCAGAUAUAUCAGAUGACUGUACAUUUGAUUAUUUCAGAAGACAGUUCCCUAAUCAAGGUUUAGAUCUCCAGUACAACUUAAAAAGCAAUAUGAAAGAAUGUCCAUCUUUCCAAAGCAAGAAGCCUGGAGUAAACUGGACAGAUGAUGAAAAAAGAAUCUACAGGGAUAAAAAAACAGCUGAAACUCAAGAAAUAUUGCAGUAUUUGCUCCCCAUCAUGAAAAGCACUAAAAAUGUGCAAACUACUCAGAGAAAACAGAUACUCAAUCCAAGAAAUCCAACAUAAGUAAGUCAAUACAAUUUUAAAAUACAAGAAACACUAAACCCAUCUACUUACAUAAAGAAAUACAGCACAUCUUGGACACCACCCAGAAAUGCCCCUUUGAUAAGCCAAAGGACUCUUAUGGUAAGCUCCUCAGAAUGGCUCCAGUCUGUGUCCCAGAAGUCAUUUGAAAGUUUGUCACCUCUCAAAGGGCCCAAGAAGAGGAAAAAACAUUCUCGAGUCAAGGCCACAAAGACUAAAUACAUGAAACCUAUCAGCAGCAAAUGGGAGACUACUCCCUCAAGUUCUGAGAAGGAUGCAGACAAGAGUCUGCAAACUGAAGAAUCCAACCAGCAAGACUCUAUGCAAACAGCCCCCCAUCCAACUAAAAAUAAGGGAGAGCAACCAAAAAAGAAGGAUGGACAACCCACCUUUCGUUUGAAAUUGCAAAGGGACAAAUAAUCUAGCUUUACGCUGCUUUUUGAAAACUGUGGAUGAAAGAUAACAUACGCUUACACAGUAAAAUGAAAAAGAAAAGAAAGAAAAAGAAAAGCCCUCCCGGUCCUUCUAUCCCUAUCUCACCCCCUACAUGUUCAUGUGCAUGUACUAAACUACAGAUUUUAGAUAUCCCAUCUUCUUUAGUUGGAACAUCUUUCAGAGAGCUAAAAGGAAAUCCAGAGGAAAUCCAGAAAAUUAAAAAUCACUUCGAUAUUUAUAUUUAAUUUUUCUCAAGAUGAAAAAAAAAUCUCUGAACUUUUGAUUUCUUCUGAAAUGACUUAUUCAUACAACACCAAAAGACUAAGACCUCAGAGAAGGAAUGACAUGUACUAUCACUGACAUUAAUGUCCCUACUAGGCACUUUAAUGAAUCAGUCAACAAACAUCGUGUCUGCAGUGUGUUAGAAACCACUAGUGAUAUAAAAGACAUUCCUGGGCUUCCCUGGUGGCACAGUGGUUGAGAAUCUGCCUGCCAAUGCAGGGGACACGGGUUUGAGCCCUGGUCUGGGAAGAUCCCACAUGCUGCGGAGCAACUAGGCCCGUGAGCCACAACUACUGAGCCUGCGCGUCUGGAGCCUGUGCUCCGCAACAAGAGAGGCCGCGACAGUCAGAGGCCUGCGCACCGCGAUGAAGAGUGGUCCCCACUCACCGCGACUAGAGAAAGCCCUCCCACAGAAACGAAGACCCAACACAGCCAAAAAUAAAUAAAUUAAUUAAUUAAUUCAAAAAUAAAUAAAUAAAUAAAAAAUAAAAGACAUUCCUGUAUUUUUACUACUGUAUAAUUGUACAUAUAAAACAUACAUGACUAAAAUAAUUGCAGAAUAAGACAGUGCAUAGUAAAGUACUAAGUUGUGUAUCUCCAAUAAUUAGAGAAAAUACUACAUAUUAAAAGAUGCUAAUUGCACAGAGGAAAAGUUUGACACAAAAUGGCACAAAAAUGCACAGAUUACUGUUUAAAUAGUCAUUUUACUUCUCAAAAUUUAGCAAAAGUGUAAAAGAUUAGACGUGCAGUUUCUGUUAGAGCUCCAGCCAUUUAUU